AGCAGCGCUUGCAGGCGCAGGUGCUGUCCCUGGAGCGUCAGAACGCGGAGCUGCAGAAGCGGCUGGCGGACAGCCAGGCGGCUCUGGAAGCGGCGCAGCAGGCGAAGCAGGCGGCGGAGGCCAAGCAGGACGCGCUGAAGGACCAGGCAGCGCAGGCCGCCAGCAACGCCAAGGCGCGCGAGGGCGCCCUGGAGACCGCCCGCCGCGCCAACGACGCGCUGUCGGGUGAGCUGCGCGGCUGCCAGGAGGAGCUGGCGGCUGCUCGCGACCAGCUGGCGGCCGCGAAGGACACGGCGGUGCAGUGGCAGGAUCGCGCGAUGGAGCUGGGGAAAGAGCUGGAGGCGGCCAGGAAGAAGAUUGAGACGCUGGGUGAGGAGGAGCGGCGGCUGAGCUCUGAGAACAUGGUACUACGGAAGGAGGUGCAGCAGCUGAACGACGCCAUCAUAAAGGGCCGCAUCGAGGGCGCCGAGCUGCGGGAGAAGCUGCGGGCGGCGCAACAAGACUCGGCGCGCGCCGUCAGCACGGCGCAUGCAGUGGCUUACCGGGCGGAGAGCGAGCAGGAGGGGGCAGCGACGCAACUGGCGGUGUUGAGGAACAGGCUGGCAGAGCUGGAGGCGCGCAACAGCCAGCUGGCGUACGACCUAGCGGCCAGCAGGGAGGGGGAGGUGCGGGCCCGGCAGGCGGCGGAGGCGGCGCGAGCGGCCAUGGCGGCGAAGCCGGCCGGUAUCAUGAGCGAUGUGGGUCCUCCAUCAGCACGACAGUACGGCGGAUACCAAUCUCAAAACUGGAUGGCUCCGGAACCUGCUCCCGCUACCUCCUCCUCCACUACCACCACCGCCACUGCUGCUGGCGUUACUGCUCCUGCCAAUCCUCAUUCCUCCGGAAGCGUCCUGGCCUCCCAUUCAAGCGGACGCCCCGCCCUGCCGCAGCCCUCGGUCUCCGCCUCCCUUGCAUACCCAACCCAGCAACAAACCUCUGAAAGCUCGGCGGCCGCCGUUCUUCGGGACCUCCCGCCCGACAUCGCAUUCAGCAAACUGGACCCCGAAACGUUCCGAAGUAUGGUACGAGCAGAGGCGGAGGCCCUGGCUCGCGCUGCCAACAACGGGCAAGGGCCGUCAUCGCCUCGGCAGCCCUCGUACGGAAGCCGGUACGGCGGCGGGUACGGAGAUCCGCCGCUCCUUGCACCGGAACCCAGCAAUAAUGGCAGUUAUGUUGGUGCGGGGCCGUCACGUGACUCAUGGGUCGGUAAAGAGGGCGAUCACGAGCGCAAGUCGUACGAUCACAAGCCGUACGAUGCGGGCGUUCGGGACUCCCUGCAGGCUCUGCUUCCUGACCCGCGUGCCUCCUGGGCCGCUCAGUUGCGGGAUGCUCGGGGCUACGGCGGCGGUCGUGGCGGUGACGGCGUUGCCUCACCCACAUCCAGCUGGUCCCAACAACAACACCAGCAACACCAGCAGCAACAACAACAGCAGUUCAGGAGGCAGCCGCCUGGCGGCGGCGGCAACAACGCCACCGCUCCCACCAGCGGACCUGGCUCCUCUUCCUCCCCCCCGCCGCCGCCGUACGCCAUCCACACCGUGGACAGCAGCUACGCCUUCCGCCGGCCGCCCAAUGCGGUGGGGGCGGGUACGACGGCGCCUCUUGGAGCGGCAGCAGCCAGCGACACGCCGUUUGGAACUGAGAUGACCACCAAGGAGCUCAUGUCCCGCAGCAAGGCGCUGGAGGACCAGCUGAUGGUGCUGUGCUCGGAGAAGGGCGGGCUGGAGGCGGAGUACGCGCGCAUGCCGCUGGGCGCCGGUCGCAGCCUGCGCGAGCGCAACCGCAAGGCGGUGGUGGAGCAGCGGCUGGAGCUGCUGAACAAAGAGAUCUCGGCGGUGCGCAUGCAGCUCAAGAGGCUGGGG
This is a messenger RNA of Astrephomene gubernaculifera, 1901 nucleotides long. NCBI's taxonomy places the organism in Eukaryota, Viridiplantae, Chlorophyta, Chlorophyceae, Chlamydomonadales, Astrephomenaceae. The record is from the annotation of a GenBank genome assembly.